AUGGAGGGCCUGGGCGACUUUGGGGACAGUCUGAUGACGGACUUUGAUAAUAGGAACCAUAUCCCACUAUUACCGGAAGAUUUCGAUAUUGACACAUGGUUAACGUUAUCGACAUUUACUGCUCCAUUGCCCGAAUCCGAGUUAAUCCCUGAGGUUAAUAUUCCAAUAUCCAACAAUUUCAACUCAGAUUUGGAACUAGAUGCAUCGAAUACCCUGCAGCCCGCAUACGAUCUCGGCCAAGCCGGCGUAGACAACUACACGCUGACUAAGGAACAAAGUGAUCUUUUGUCCUUCAUCGAAGCAUUUCCAUUUAAUACACAGGAAGGAUAUCCUCUUCAACUAGAAGACUUAGGAGGGCCUCUUGCCGUAUCCGAGAAUUCUCCGUCUUCUCAUGCUUCGAAUUCUCGACAAGAAAUCCCGGAACCAUCUGUUAUCCUCGAGCGAUACGUUAACGCUUCAUCUGAGGACGAAUCCGAGGCACCCUUUUCUGCUAUUGAGCGCCAUAUCUCCAACCAUACAGGAAUGAGCCCUCACGCUAACGGACCCGAAUCUCCGAUAUCACUGGAAAUAACCCGUUUCAUGGGGUUCGAGGCAGAUCCCAUGGUGGAUUAUGAUGCAACAGACGGGUCCUCGCUAUGUUCGAACACUUCGAAUGUCAGCCACAUGAGUCGCGCGAAUUGCCUGCGUGCGCUUGGCCGUCUGGCAAUUGAUGCAGACUUUCCUAUCACUCAGACACCAAAUCGUACGCCGAGUAUAUGUUCCAUCCGCUCAUCAUCGUCCCUUGCAUCCGAUGCAUGUUCCAUACGCACCUCUACGACAUCUACGUCGUCCCGUGCCCCUUCAAGGCGGAAACGUACAAUGACAAAUAACCAUAAGACCUCCCGGCGAGCAUCUAAGUCCGAAAACCGCUUCUUUUGUACCUUUUGCGGCACAAGUUUUUCGACCAAAUCGACCUGGAAACGACACGAAGAGAGUAUCCACUUAAUGUUGAAGACUUGGACUUGCUCUCCGCAUGGUAUCAUAGUGUCAAUGCAACCUAAGAACGUUCUAGGUGUCAAUGCCACUAAAGCCCUAGAGUGUGGAUAUAAUACUUGUUGGUUCUGCAAUAUAGACAAGGAGACCACCAAUGUACCCUUCUCUUUUGGCCAAAACCAUAGCCUUCAAACUUCGAGAGACGUCCCGGACAGAUUCACAUCGAUGACUUGCUUCUCUCUUGAACAACACUGUUUCUCUCAUCCAAACUCCAGGACAUGCCACGAAAAUUCCGUGGCAGAAAAGACAUUCAUCCGAUUCGACCAUUUCGCCCGUCAUCUCCGUGACGCUCAUAACAUCGACGGGCUAAAAACCACGUUCGAGGCGAGUCAUGAGAGUAAAGAAGACCCAUUGCAUGGUGUAUUCCAAGUUCUUCCAGGACCAGCGAACUCAAGGUGUGGGUUUUGUGGCGAAACAUUUAGCACGUGGUCUGAUCGUGUUCAUCAUAUUUCGCACGAAUUUUGGUGGAAGAAGAGGAAAAUGGAAGAGUGGACUGGCGAUUGGGGUUUUGAUCGGGAGUGGAUGGAUCGACUUCAAGAUGCAAGAUUGCCAGAAGAUUUUACGAGCAGCGGACGUAGCGAGAGCCCGGAAGCUAUAGUGGCUGGAGAGGAUGGAAGGAUGAUGCUUGAUGAGAUACCAAGGCCAGCAACACCGCUACUGGUGGAAGUUGGAAAACCGCCAACCUCGAUAAUGGACACGAUUGAAGCCCGUCAGCUCGAGAAUCUGGAACCAGGUCCUCUGAGAGAAUCCUCUCGGACUGGUCGUUUUCCAUGCAUUGUUCCUGGUUGUUAUAAAUCCUUCUGCCUUCGAAAGGACCUACAAAGACACCAUAAGACUAUCCAUGCGGCUAACAAACCAGAAUUUUGCUGCCCCGUACCGGAUUGUAAGAGGUUUGUCAAUGGGUUUACCCGCAAAGAUAAUCUGAAAUAUCACAUCAUGCAAUUGCAUAUUGACCCUAACGCUCCAUGUUUCGGCGCAAUGCAGAAGAUUCUAAAGGGGUUGUAG
Orbilia oligospora ATCC 24927 is the source of this 2037-nucleotide messenger RNA. RefSeq lists its product as uncharacterized. The record is from RefSeq and is a predicted model, not a curated record. NCBI's taxonomy places the organism in Eukaryota, Fungi, Ascomycota, Orbiliomycetes, Orbiliales, Orbiliaceae. The coding region runs from base 1 to 2037 and encodes 678 amino acids. The transcript has a single exon.